Molecule: messenger RNA, 553 nt
Organism: Culex quinquefasciatus (southern house mosquito)
Lineage: Eukaryota; Metazoa; Arthropoda; Insecta; Diptera; Culicidae
Exons: 2
Coding region: 99-494 (131 amino acids)
Source: RefSeq, a predicted model, not a curated record
CUAGGAGGCUUAUUCGGGAACACAGGGUAUGUAACAACAACGCUUUCUCAAAUAAUCUCAGUUCAAUUCGAGUUUUCAAUCAGUUCAAAUCUGGAAAAAUGAGCUCCGCACGCAGUGUAGUACUUGCCGUGGUGAUCCUGACUGUUGCCUGGAAUAAUGUCAACAGUCUGAUGUGCUACCAGUGCGUCAGUCCGGUCAACUGGGAGCACUGCAUCUUCCACGCCACCGUCCAGAACUGCUCGACGGUGCCCAAGUUGGCCAACUACACGGAGGACAACAUCGCCUGUGGCCGGUUCACGGUGGCCACGACCAAGGGGCCGGACUUUGCGCGGGUUCACAUUGCCCGGUGCGUUCCCAGUGCGAGCAAUCAGACGGACUGUCGAGGAGUUGGCCUGUUGCCCGGGGUUGAGUCGGACGUUACGGAAUGCCAGAAGUGUACGACGGAUCUGUGCAAUGAUUACCUGAAUGUGACCACUUCAGGGGAAGCUAACUGACGAAGGCUUCGGCCACUCUUUGGAGAAAAGUGUUCUUGUAUUUUUAAAUAAAUGUUGUU